This is a messenger RNA of Pseudocercospora fijiensis CIRAD86, 909 nucleotides long. RefSeq lists its product as uncharacterized. Gene Ontology annotation, molecular function: protein binding. NCBI's taxonomy places the organism in Eukaryota, Fungi, Ascomycota, Dothideomycetes, Mycosphaerellales, Mycosphaerellaceae. The transcript is spliced from 3 exons. The coding region runs from base 1 to 909 and encodes 302 amino acids. The record is from RefSeq and is a predicted model, not a curated record.
AUGGCGAAGAACAAGCGUCGAGUCCGCGACAGCAGUGUAUUGCUGCCAUCCCAUAACCGCAAACCCAAAUCUUCAGUUUCUCAACGCAUUACUCGCCGCAUGACUACCGACGCCGCUCGCGAUGCUGUGCUCUACACGGCAGAAUUGCUCCAGCGGAUCUUCGAGUACUUGCCGCCGCAGUCUAUCCUGACCGCCCAGCGUGUUUGCCACCAAUUCCGCGAUAUUGUCGCCCAAUCGUCCGAGCUGCAGAACAAGAUGGUCGGGAAGGACGAGUCGGCUGUGGUGGAGCAGUGGAUUGUACAGGAAUUUCCUGGAAACAUGGGAGAAGGCAUAUUCUUCCACCGACUGAACCAAGAAGCACUUCCUCUUAUCACUCUCGCCACGACCGAUUUUACUUACACCUUGAUCACACCAAACGACAUGAUCUUUCGCCGUUGGCUCCCUCCAAUGACCGAAGCAGAACACGCAUCCGCUGUCAAGAGCAACUACGGCGGCGACGUCUUCAAACUAGCCCCGAGUCUGAAAUCUGCGCUUCUGGAACUCAGAUCCGAUCCGAAAGCAUCAUGGCAGGUCCUUCGGGAGGCGCUCAACAGUCGGGAAGAAGACAUGUUCAUCCGCGCCGCGUGGACCUACCUGUACGAUGGCAACGUCAAGAGCCUUGACUACCUCUCACUCAAUCUCCGGCCCUACAUGCCUGUGACGAGCAUAGUCCGCUUGGGCUCUCGAUCUCUGCAAGAGGUGAUUGCCGAGAAAGAGCAGGAAUAUGGCGUCGGCGCGGUUAUGGACGCUGCGCCGUCCAUCAGCUUCUGGGGCUGUAUCCAGCCCUCCGAGAGUGUCAAGAAGGACGUGAGAGAUCGCGGCUCAGAGGAGGAUGUGGUGGCGCAAUUGAAAGCAGGAAUUUGGUUCUAA